This is a messenger RNA of Dunckerocampus dactyliophorus (ringed pipefish), 3643 nucleotides long. RefSeq names its product complement C1q tumor necrosis factor-related protein 4-like. The record is from RefSeq and is a predicted model, not a curated record. The transcript has 9 exons. NCBI's taxonomy places the organism in Eukaryota, Metazoa, Chordata, Actinopteri, Syngnathiformes, Syngnathidae. Gene Ontology annotation, molecular function: protein binding. The coding region runs from base 514 to 1947 and encodes 477 amino acids.
UGACAAGCGCUAAUUGUUUUUAUUUGUAUUCACGUACCGCCUUUGACAAUUGGUGUACUUAUUUCAGAUGGUGCAUUGGUGCCCGUGGCAGGACGUCAAAAGCAAAACAAAAAUGUAUUUUUUUCUACCUUUGUUUGGGUCUACGUAAUACUGCUUUAAUUGGACGGCACCUUUGGGUCUUUCGAGCCACCAACGUAACACUCACUAUCAACAUCAGAUAAUCGUAUUACAGUUGACGCUAAAAGUUUUAAACUUGUCUUUGUGUCCCUCGUAUAUGACGAGUGGCAAUAAAGACGCCUGUGAAACGUAUCUUCGAUGUCUUUCAAAAACGUUGAUGCCACGUUUACAUGACGUUUUUGCUAACAAGCCAUAUAGGCUCCAUUCCAAGCGGACGUCCAAGUACUUGCAGUUGGCUCAGGCUGGACUUCGGACCCCACUGAAGACGCCGCUCAAGUGACUCUUAGGCAUACAAGCCAACUGUUGAGUAGGCUCCAUCAUACAAGAACUUAGAACAUGCGGAGAAAGGUAGACAAACCCGGCAAGAAGCCUCAAAAGGCCUUCAUCCACCCGAUGGCCACCAUCCUGUUGACCUUCAUCUUUGGAGUCAUCCUGGUCCACAUGGCACCGUAUAACCAGACAGAACAGGGCAGGCAGGCCGCUGCAGAAGCACCAACUGAGGAAGUUCAGACUCUGGAAAAACGUGUGGACAAGCUGGCGGUGUUGUCAGUAUCAGGGGCCGGUGUCGCUGAAGGGAAAGGCAACAAUGACAAGUUGGUCUUGGACAAUGUGUACAUCAACGUGGAUGAAGCCUAUGACACCAAAACAGGCAUUUUCACAGUGCCUUCAGACGGCGUCUACUUCUUCACCUUCACCUGCCACAUGGAUGAUGGGAACAUUAAUAGUGGUCUGUAUAAGGAGCCGGCUGAGUGGAUGAUGCAGGUGUCUGACUUCACCAACGCUAAGGACCACAGUGACACCUCCAGCAGGAUGAUCGACCUGAAGAAGGGAGACAAGCUGUAUCUCAAGCAUUAUGUAAACCAUAAGCUUAUUCAUAACAGACAGACUGUUUUCAGCGUCCUUCGCGUUGAUCCCAAGCUGGAUGAAUCAGCAGAAAAACGUGUGGUGGCGUUCUCAGUAUCGGGGGGCAACAAAAAGAAUGGUAGGAAGUUGGUGUUGGACAACGUGUACGUCAACGUGGGUGACGGCUAUAACAGCAGCACAGGCUUUUUCACAGCCCCCUACGAGGGCGUCUACUUCUUCACCUUUUCCUGCCACACGGUUGAUGGGAUGAUUGUUGUUGGUGUGUAUCGGAAGAAGGUGUAUGGGAACAGCAAGUGGAUGAUGCAGGUGACUGACACCACCAUACGCAAGCGCCACAGUGACACCAUCAGCAGGAUGAUACACCUGGAGAAGGGCGACAGCGUGUAUGCCUUGCCUUACUUUGGCCAUGGGCUUCAACUUCACUACGGACUGACGGUUUUCAGCGGCUUCCUCGUCGAUGCGGUGCAGAAUCUGAAAGCACGUGUGGACAAGCCGGAUGAAGCUAAAAAAUGUAAGGUGGCGUUCUCAGCAUCAGGCGGCAACAAAACGGAAGCUGACAAGUUGGUUUUGAACAACGUGUACGUCAACGUGGGCAACGCCUAUAAUGACACCGCAGGCAUUUUCACAGCCCCCUGCAAGGGCGUCUACUUCUUCACCUUGAGCUGCCACACGCGUCCUGAUGGGAUCAUUGAUGUUGAUGUGUUAAGGAAGAAGAUGGAUGGCAACACAGAGUGGAUGAUGAGGGUGUCUGACUCCACCAAAUAUAAGGAACACGGUGGCACCACCAGCAGGAUGAUCACCCUGGAGGCGGGGGACGGGGUGUAUGUCAUGCCUAACGCUAACCAUACUCUUGUACGUUAUUACGGACAAACGGUUUUCAGCGGCUUCUUUGUCGAACCCAUGUAAGCUAGAGGUGGCCGCAUCCAUCCAUGAUAUUAUUGAUCGGUAUUGGAUGGAUGCUAGCAUGAUGAGAUGGAUGGUUUUCUAAGUUUAUCAAUACGUACAGUGGCGGGCUUAAGGCACCGCAUUAAACUACCGCUAUCGUCACAAUUCGUCACAAUUCUAUAAUAUAUGUAAGAGGCUUUUUGCAAUAUGCUGCCAAACUCCACACAUCUACAUGACAACAUAACCUGACCAACAUAAAAUUAAAAGCUGCCAUCCGAUUGGACAAAAAAGCCAACAUAUGCGAGACACAUUUACAUGACAACAUAACCUGACCAACAUAAAAUUAAAAGCUGCCAUCCGAUUGGACAAAAAAGCCAACAUAUGCGAGACACAUUUACAUGACAACAUAACCUGACCAACAUAAAAUUAAAAGCUGCCAUCCGAUUGGACAAAAAAGCCAACAUACGCAAGUCGCAUUUACAUGACAACAUAGACAAAAAACCCAACUAUUGAAACUACUGCAGCGAAGUUGCAAAUGUAGGUCAGGUUUUCUGAUUGCAUUUAGGCCAGCAGAGAAGGCUUUGCUGGCCAUUAUGACUGCAUACCACUGAUUCAAUAACGGGGAUGUCUGAUCACAUAUUGAUAUUUGAACAGCACCCCUUAGGAUUGAACAGUUGGUAUUGGCAUUACAUCUUGCCCGCACCCGCCUUUGAGCAGGUAAGCUAGAUGUUUUCCAGGGAAGAUAGCCAUUUGGUUAAGUUUAGCUGCUAUUGUUAGCUAUCAUUGAAUGUAUAGCCUAUUACAACCACAUAAAUUGUCAUUUAUGCUAAUUGAGUUAUUGAGUUUGAAAGUGCUACUGCUAACAUGUUAGGAAUUGUUUGCAACUCUGGGGGCGCUAACUUCGGAACAUGUUGCACACAUUACAGCCUGCCCUCUUCCUGCGCGAACUAGCUUGCCAGUAAAUGAUUUCGCGGGCGCUAACUUGAAGCAUGUUGAUGCGGGUGAUGUUCUAUUGCACAGGUGUCAAACACAAGGCCCGGGGGCCAGAUGUGGCCCGCCACAUCGUUUUAUGCGGCCCGUGAAACCCUUGGAAUAAUGCAUGCCAAUAAUGCACGUCACCUCUGCCCUUCUAAAUGUAUUGAUCUGUCUUUUUGACAGAAAGAUUGUACUGCAUGCGGUUCUUGUAAACGUCAGUAUAAUCAUGCAGCAAGAUAACGUAUUUUUCAAAAACAUACUUGAAUGUCUGCAUGUCACCAUGAUAUUCUCACUUCUCAUUUCGAAGCAAGUUAUCCAUCAAUUUUGUUAGUAAAAAUAUAAUAAUCUAAUGCAUGGGCAACUAAUAUGAGGUUAUAGUUACAAUGGGGGCAGCCGUAACUGAUGUGGCCCUCAAUUGACACCCCUGCAGUCUCAUUAAAUGUUUGUAUUUGAUACGGUUUUUCAUUUUACAAGUGUGCAUUGUGAAUUAAGGGUGUCACGAUAAAUCCACGAUGUUUGCGUCAUUGACAGUUUGUAUGCGUGACUUAUGCGUCAUGCUUUGAAGUGUUGAAGGAGUGAUGCUGGGAACAGCGAGUGCAGGAAGGGUUCUAGUGUGGUUCAUGUGCGCCAGCCGCACGCGAGACACCCUAUUCAUGUAUGGGAUUAUAUGGUUUUCACAUGCUCACCAAAUGUCACUGGAUGCUUGAAUUUCCUUUGGGAUCAAUAAAGUUGCGUGGCACAA